Messenger RNA from Anguilla anguilla (European eel), 3151 nucleotides. Its product is annotated as serine/threonine-protein phosphatase 2A 65 kDa regulatory subunit A beta isoform-like. The transcript has 15 exons. The coding region runs from base 41 to 1810 and encodes 589 amino acids. Gene Ontology annotation, biological process: protein dephosphorylation. NCBI's taxonomy places the organism in Eukaryota, Metazoa, Chordata, Actinopteri, Anguilliformes, Anguillidae. The record is from RefSeq and is a predicted model, not a curated record. Gene Ontology annotation, molecular function: protein phosphatase regulator activity; protein binding. Gene Ontology annotation, cellular component: cytoplasm; protein phosphatase type 2A complex.
CCGUAGCAGAGGCGAGCCGGAAGCAUAACCCAGAUCCAAAAUGGCAGGAGCUGAUGGAGACGAUUCUCUCUACCCCAUUGCCGUGCUCAUUGAUGAGCUUCGGAAUGAAGACGUUCAGCUGCGCCUGAACAGUAUCAAGAAGCUGUCCACCAUUGCUCUGGCCCUUGGAGUGGAGAGGACACGAACUGAGCUUCUCCCCUUCCUCACUGACACCAUCUAUGAUGAGGACGAGGUGCUCCUCGCUCUGGCUGAGCAACUGGGCAACUUCACCAUGCUGGUGGGAGGCCCGGAGUACGUCCACUGUCUCCUGCCCCCCCUGGAGAGCCUGGCCACCGUGGAGGAGACGGUGGUGCGGGACAAGGCCGUGGAGUCCCUGCGCAAGAUCUCCCAGGAGCACUCUCCGGUAGACCUGGAGGUGCACUUCGAGCCCCUGGUGAAGAGGCUGGCCAGCGGGGACUGGUUCACCUCCCGCACCUCCGCCUGCGGCCUGUUCAGCGUCUGCUACCCCCGCGUCUCCAGCACCGUCAAGGCCGAGAUCCGCCAGCAUUUCCGAACCCUCUGCUCAGACGACACUCCCAUGGUGAGGCGUGCGGCCGCCUCCAAGCUGGGCGAGUUCGCCAAAGUCCUGGAGCUGGACUACGUCAAGAGCGACAUCAUUUCCCUCUUCACCGCCCUGGCCUCUGACGAGCAGGACUCCGUGCGGCUGCUGGCGGUGGAGGCGUGCGUGAGCAUCGCCCAGCUGCUCCCCCAGGAGGAUCUGGAGUCCCUGGUGAUGCCCACCCUCCGCCAGGCCGCCGAGGACAAGUCCUGGAGGGUGCGCUACAUGGUGGCCGACAAGUUCUCCGAGCUCCAGAAAGCCGUGGGCCCGGAAAUCACCAAGAAUGACCUGGUGCCGGCCUUCCAGAACCUUCUGAAGGACUGCGAGGCUGAGGUUCGGGCCGCUGCUGCCAACAAGGUCAAAGAGUUCUGUGAGAAUUUGCCGGAGGACAGCAGAGAGAACAUCAUCAUGACCCACAUUCUGCCGUGUGUCAAGGAGCUGGUGUCUGACACUAACCAGCACGUGAAGUCGGCCCUGGCCUCGGUCAUCAUGGGGCUGUCCACCAUCCUGGGGAAGGACAACACCGUGGAGCACCUGCUGCCGCUCUUCCUGGCCCAGCUCAAGGACGAGUGCCCCGAGGUGCGGCUGAACAUCAUCUCGAACCUGGACUGCGUCAACGAGGUCAUCGGCAUCCGCCAGCUGUCGCAGUCGCUGCUGCCCGCCAUCGUGGAGCUGGCCGAGGACGCCAAGUGGAGGGUGCGGCUGGCCAUCAUCGAGUACAUGCCCCUGCUGGCAGGGCAGCUGGGCGUGGAAUUCUUCGACGAGAAGCUCAACUCCCUGUGCAUGGCCUGGCUGGUGGACCACGUGUACGCCAUCCGAGAGGCUGCCACCUGCAACCUGAUGAAGCUGGUGGAGAAGUUUGGCGCGGACUGGGCCCAGAACACCAUCGUCCCCAAAGUGCUGGGCAUGUCCAACGACCCCAACUACCUGCACAGAAUGACCACUCUGUUCUGCAUCAACUCUCUGUCGGAGGCCUGUGGGCAGGACAUCACCACUAAGCAGAUGCUCCCCGUGGUGCUGAAGAUGUCCAGUGACCCCGUGGCCAACGUUCGCUUUAACGUGGCCAAGUCCCUGCAGAAAAUCGGCCCGGUCCUGGACAGCAGUGCCCUGCAGACUGAGGUCAAGCCCGUCUUGGAGAAGCUGGCCACGGAUCAGGACAUGGACGUCAAGUACUUCGCCCAGGAGGCCAUAAGCGUUCUAGCCCUGGCCUAACGGGUGUGGUUCUGUGUCCCGUUGAGCGUAGAAGACGUCGCACUCCUUAUUUAUUGAUGUCCGUGAACACUGGCUACGUAUGGAAGUUAUUCUGUUAAUGACCCCGCGGCCUGUGCCCUCAGUGCGUGUGAAUGUCCCGGGGGAGAGCGGAGCUCCUCCUCUGUUUGCCGCUCUUGCUGUUCCUUUCUGCACUCUACGCUCAGACGAGCCCAGAUCAGCCGGGUCUGAGCGGCGCGUUUAGGCCGUCCCACCGUCGGUCCCCGAGCGAAUCAGGGUUCUCUCCUCGUCCUGGAGCCGCCUUGGCCUGUUUCUGUACGCCGUUCUCCUCGCCUCACUCAUUUCAACUGUAAUCUCUGAAGUCGGCACGUCUGCUGUUCUACGACAGUCCCAAUAUCUGGGGACGUCACCACGGUAAACGUUGUGAACUGUCAGUCUGCCUGUAAACUAAAAACGCUAUCUGUACGUGGCCUGUCCAAAGGGGAACUUCUCUUUCUUUUGUAGAGCUAUAUAUGGCCGUAAAUACAAAGCUUUUCUCUUCUGUGCUUUUUUCUGAUAUUCUGCUGGCGCUGUAUCUUUCUGUUUUCGUUUUCACGUUGUGACGGUUCCAUCGGUCCGUGUCGCGUACACGCCUGGAGUUUUAAACGCGGGACCAUCACGGUUUGUCGUCUUUUGUUUCUGGGAUAAUUUCCUGUGAGUUUGUUCCAGAUACCACUGUUAGGAUUUUAGGAAUUAGAUUUUUUUUUUGUCAGCUAGAUUGGUUUUCUCCUCUUGUAUGACUACAGUAGUUUUUGGCACUGGGAGCCUAAUUUUUGUCCAAGUAUUCAUGGUAGUGGGUUCUUGUAAGAUGAUUGUGCCUGUCACUGCUUUGUAAAGCUAUAGGUGAAAUGUUAACCUCCCCUCAUUUUUAGUUUGUUACUUUUGUUGAUGGUUAAAUUGUAAAUGAUUAGUGUUAAGCUUUCUUUGUUGGAACUGACGGGCAUCAUUUGGCCCCUGUGUAAGGCGUUUGCAUGAGCUAACUUGUAAAUGGCAAACUAGCAUUCUCUCCAGCCAAGGAGAGGUUGGAAUGGGGCGUGUUACUGGGCGACCCUUUGAGGCCCUGUGAUGUUUCUCAGGCCUAGAAUUACUGGGGGGAUUUAAUGUAUAUUUGACAGACUGAGCUUGCUUCCCUUGUGAACAAACUCCCUUCACUUCCCCUGUGCUUCUGGUCCACACUUGAUCCUCAUCGUCCUGUGUCAGUAAGAAUGUGCUUUGGUUUUAUAUGAAAUUAACCCCUUCUAAGACGGAGCGCACCAUUCUAUCUGCUGGGGUUACAAUUAAAUAAAAGUAUUGAAACAAAAGUCA